AUGAGGCUAGAGCGCGGCCGGCGGGCUUCUCUAGCACUCACCCUCAACUUUGUGGCGUUUGCGUUUGCCUUAUCAGCAGUGACCACCAGCUACUGGUGUGAGGGGACCAGAAAGGUAGUCAAGCCCUUCUGCACAGGGCCACCGGUGAAGGUCAAGCAGUGGUUCUGCAUCCGUUUCAACAGCUCCAACAUCAACGACACACGACUGGUCCAGUACAUCUGGGAGACGGGGGAGGAGAAGUUUCUCAUGAGGAAAUUUCACACGGGGAUCUUCUUCUCCUGCGAGCAGGCCGCUGACAUGAACGGGUUCGACUGUAGAGACUUCUCUGAGAUUGCGCCUGAACACGAGCGAGGGGUCCUGUGGUUGUGUAUAGUGGCGGAGAGUCUGUACCUCACCCUGCUGUUCACAGGCGGGGCUCUCAUGACCCUGGAGCAGUGCCCCUGCUUUAGUGUCAUGAACAAGCUAAAGCUCAACGCCUUCGCUGCCUUGUGCACCGCCUUGUCAGGCCUUUGUGGGAUGGUGGCCCACAUGAUGUUCACCACCAUAUUCCAGUUGGCUGUAGCGAUGGGGCCAGAGGACUGGAGACCCAAGACCUGGGACUACAGUUGGUCUUAUGCCUUGGCAUGGAGCUCCUUCGGCACCUGCAUGGGUUCUGCAGUGACGGCGUUGAACAGGUAUACCAAGACCAUCAUAGAGUUCAAAUACAAGCGGCGGAACAUCGAGAAGAACCUGCGGAUCAAGCAGAAGAUGAUGGAGCUGGAUCUCCCGGAACAGAUGUGGGACAUGUACUUGACUACCGCGCCCGCCGACCCCGAGGCACCCUUACAACUACCGGUCAAUGGGCACAAACCGCCAAGUGGCACGGCCUACGUGGUCGACAUGAAUGGCGCACCGGAUCAGCAGGGAGAGGAGUAUUGCUAA
This is a messenger RNA of Lampris incognitus (smalleye Pacific opah), 921 nucleotides long. RefSeq names its product germ cell-specific gene 1-like protein. The record is from RefSeq and is a predicted model, not a curated record. Bases 1 to 921 code for a protein of 306 amino acids. NCBI's taxonomy places the organism in Eukaryota, Metazoa, Chordata, Actinopteri, Lampriformes, Lampridae. The transcript is spliced from 5 exons. Gene Ontology annotation, cellular component: plasma membrane.